GUGUCCCUAUUUUUAUUUUAUUUUCACUUUUUUAUCGCUACUUAGUAGGCGCAUUCACCACUCCAUGAAUGAAAUGAAUGGCAUAGUAGUCAAGUAUUCUGAGAGUAUCUUGAGGGUGUGGGGGGAUAGGGGAAGGCAAGUAGAAAGUGUGCACUCCACAGCGACGGCGCAGACCUUUUCACUGUAACAAUGCCUCUCUGAAAGGGGCUCGAAGAGCCCUCCUCAUGGAAUGGCAAGUUCCCUAUAGUAGUCCGAUGUUAAGCAGUAAAUAGAGUUCGCGAGUCUAUGUAGUCGAUUUACCUACCUGCGGGUCAUCUGAUGUUGAGGAAAUGGACAACUACGAUUAACUUUUGAUAAAUAUGAAGGCCUUUCAGGAAGAACAAACCCAGACAAUGUUAGAUGAAAUACUAGAUCUGAGGUGAGGCGAAGUGAAGGGAUAAAUGAACGAGUUAUACUCGUUGCUACCAGUUGGUUUAGCAAUUUUCACAUCUACGACACAAUUUUUAUCAAAAGUCCUUAAUAUUCUCCCUUAAAUUGCUAUUAAGGAGGAAAGAUCCAUUAUAAUCUUUACCCCAGAUCGAUUAAUUGCUUCUUGGCGCUCGAACGGACACAUUGAGAAAGAUGUACUGUUAAAUGGCAUUGUACCUCGUUUAUAUUAUUCCUCCUUAUGGUAACAUUCAUUCAGUAUUAUUUUAUCUUUGUAUCUAUGCGUGUUAAUUUAUUUUAUACAAGGCGAUUUAGUUUAGAAGAAGUGGACAAAAAAGCGAAACUGAUCCCAGUGUAGGUUGUAGCUGUCAUAAAGGCGAUGGCGCCCCUUCCUGUCCUUAAAUUCUUCUUUCUUGGGGUUCGGCAACUCACAAAGCCGGUAGCUAAACAUGUUGUCGCGCGAGCUAACGCCAAGCGUGGUAUAACACGUAAAUUAUGCAUUGGAUUGGGUCGCAUAUCCUUGGGGCUUUCUGGUGUCAUCACAGAGUGGUCGAAUAACGAGAUGCGCCGACAGAUUGAGAAUAAUCAAAGAAUGAUGAGGGAGAAUCGAAAUAUUACGGAGACGGUGCAUAGGCUGGACUCGACUGUGGGGAAGCUCAGCGGUGAGUCUCGCUCAGAGAACAAGAUAGUGCAGGACGGGGGGGUCAACACCACAUUUUCAUCCUCAGUGGUGGGAAUGGAUUUAGGUACCCCACACACUAUAGAAACCUCAAAAUCAGUGAACGCGAUUGCCAGCGCCACACCACGUUCGCGUUCGCUUCUGGAGGUUCUCACAUACGGUCCUGCUCCAAAAGAAUCCCAAGCCUACAGCAGCAGGGUUUUUGUAAAUCCAAUGGGCCUUGCUGGAGGAGUCGCGCGCAUUUUUAUACGUCAAUCGUAUCAAAGCGCAUGGGUUGUGUUCCGAACUACCUUUUUCUCACCAUUUCCUGAGGAACGACUACUAAGUGCAGGGGUGGAUUUAAUGAUAGAACUGUUAGCCUACAUUGUGUUAGCGUCGUUGCUGUUUUGGGAACUCUCUAUUCAAUCAAAGGCUAAUGCCGCGAAGGAAGCUAGGAUUGACGAAAUGGAAUCGAAGUUGAACAGAUUAAUAGAUUUAAUGCACUUGGAUUAUCAGAGCGAAAUCAUGAAAACCACGCCCACGCCAGCUCCUAAGAACAACACAAUGCUCAACGCCCUCAUGAAUACUAUUGCGCAAAGUGCGCAUGUAGCGUGGAAAGCAUUGCGUGAACUACUUGGGUUCAACUAUGGAGGAAAGUUCCUUCAAGGAGAGGAGAAUUCUGGCGCGGCUAAAAAUAUUUAGCGUUAUGAACACUGUCGUUCAAUCGGGAGCAUGCGACUCUUCGUGGUUAAAAUUAAGGAAAUGAUUAUACACAGAAAUGGAAAAGGUGUCAUAACGGUGGAUCCCUCAGUAUUUCUGAGCAUUGUAUGCGUUUUAUUAA
Molecule: messenger RNA, 1925 nt
Organism: Phytomonas sp. EM1
Lineage: Eukaryota; Euglenozoa; Kinetoplastea; Trypanosomatida; Trypanosomatidae
Source: the annotation of a GenBank genome assembly